UUUUAUAUAUUAUAGUUUAUUUUAUUUUUGCUACUAUUUGUUACAUGAUACUGUCACACAUGAAGUAUACUUAUUUAUUAUAUUCUUUAUAAUAAAAAAUAUAACAAUGAAAAAAUUAACAGUGAUAUCAAUUUUUUUUAUGCUGCAGCUGGCUACACAUUUAUCUGGGGCCACUGAUUGUUCUCCACCAUGGAUGACGGAAAAAAAUCCAUUUUACACAAAGAUUUUAUCAAAGACAGUCUACAGAUGUCCAUCACUUUUUGGAAACUCAAAUAAGGAAUACUGUUGUUACAAUACGGACGGAGACGUCAAGUGUUGCGAUUUUCAAGAGUAUUUCGUUUUUAGAUUAAUUUGUCUUAUUCCAAUUAUUUUAAUUGUAUUAAUCAUUCUAUCAUUCGUCAGUUGUUUGUGUUGUUUUCUGUGCCCAUUUUGUAUGAUUUAUAAACGCAGACAGAUGAGAAAUUGCAGUGCACCACCACCGUAUCAUCAUACCACUACAAGAUUUCCUCAAAGACCUGCGACUGUCAUUUAUACAAGAUAACUGAAGACAAUUAAGGUGCAUCGUAUUUAUUAUCUCGAUAUUAAUUAUUAACAAAUAAAACAUCAAACAUUGUAUUUUAAGAGAAAAUAAUAUGAUAUUUUUAUUAGCUUUGUAAA
This is a messenger RNA of Aphis gossypii (cotton aphid), 657 nucleotides long. RefSeq lists its product as uncharacterized. NCBI's taxonomy places the organism in Eukaryota, Metazoa, Arthropoda, Insecta, Hemiptera, Aphididae. Bases 107 to 541 code for a protein of 144 amino acids. The record is from RefSeq and is a predicted model, not a curated record. The transcript is spliced from 5 exons.